GGGGAAGAUCCCAAAUUGGAAAUCUGGUGUCAAUGAGAUGGCCAACCCUAGAAGAAAUUCAUACUCCACCAUCAACGAAAUCCCAAUUUCCAUCCCAGAAAUCAACACCGCCCCUUUUCAAUCACAAACCCUAGCAGCAAGACUUUCCAGAUUCAAAAUUUUCCUCAAGAAGCCACAGGCUUUCCCUUUUCUGCUCUCCAUUUUCCUACUUCUCACCUGGGUGUUCCUCAGAAUCCAACAACGCAAUUCACAAUUCCUAUCAAAACCCAACCAAUCGAAUGACAUUAGUAGGAGAUUCUCAAUCGAUGACGAUCAAGAUCGUGACGCCAAUCUUAUUCGAUUCACCUCUGGAUUCCCAUCACCAAUAACCAAAGACAACCGUGGUUGGAUGCUCGAUCCGGUUUCCAUCGCCAUCGACUCUGGCAUUCCCGGUGGAGCCAUGGUUUGUGCUUCUAUUCAUGCUGGUGAAAUUAGACCUGGUGGGUUGAGAGGAAAUCACAGACACCAUACGUGCAAUGAGACGCUCCUGAUUUGGGGAGCUCGAACAAUGUUUAGAUUGGAAAACAAUGCAUUAGGAAAAGGAUACGCUCAAGUAACAGUUGAUGCAGACGAGGUUGCAGUUGCCGUCAGCCCAUCUGGAACUGCUCAUGCGUUGGUAAACAUGGAUUCGACACGGACCACAUAUAUCAUAGGCUGCCAGGACAGUGUAAUCAAUUACAAUAAAUCUUCUUCUGAUUUCAAAGUUUGGGAAGAUCUUUAUUCAUAGCUUUCUUUGUUUCAAUGCACAGCUUUUAGGAAGUUUACUUGAUAUCUCCUGGUUUAUGUGAAUGUUAUCGACUUCCUGUAUAAUCUUGUUCUUUUUCAACUUUUAUGGUCAACAUAAACCAAGUGUUCUUUUUUC
Molecule: messenger RNA, 901 nt
Organism: Cynara cardunculus var. scolymus (artichoke)
Lineage: Eukaryota; Viridiplantae; Streptophyta; Magnoliopsida; Asterales; Asteraceae
Exons: 1
Coding region: 38-766 (242 amino acids)
Cellular component (GO): trans-Golgi network; endosome
Source: RefSeq, a predicted model, not a curated record